GCAGCGCGGGCGGCGGCCCCUCCCCUCCCCCUGCCGCCUCCCGCCGCCGCCGCGGAGAGCGCAGGGAGCAGCCGGGGGCUCGGCGGCGUCUGGCCCCUGCUCCUCCUCCUCCGUCUCCUCCUCGCUCCCUCCAUCGGCCGUGGGGAUGGCCCGUCGCUGGAGCACAAAAGAGUCUCCGCGGUGGAGGUCGGCGUUGCUCCUGCUCUGCCUCGCUGGGAUGUGCGGUAAUGGUACUGUUGCAGAACAUUCUGAAAAUGUGCAUAUUUCAGGAGUGUCAACUGCUUGUGGAGAGACUCCAGAACAAAUUCGAGCACCAAGUGGUAUAAUCACAAGCCCAGGCUGGCCUUCUGAAUAUCCUUCCAAAAUCAACUGUAGCUGGUUCAUAAGAGCAAACCCAGGGGAAAUCAUUACUAUAAGUUUUCAGGAUUUUGAUAUUCAAGGUUCUAGAAGAUGCAGUUUGGAUUGGUUGACAAUAGAAACGUACAAGAAUACGGAAAGUUACAGAGCUUGUGGUUCCACGAUUCCACCUCCGUACAUCUCUUCCCAAGACCACGUCUGGAUCAGGUUCCAUUCAGAUGACAGCAUUUCCAGAAAAGGUUUCAGACUGGCAUAUUUUUCAGGAAAGUCUGAGGAACCAAACUGUGCUUGUGACCAGUUUCAUUGUGGUAACGGAAAGUGUAUUCCUGAAGCUUGGAGAUGUAAUAACAUGGACGAGUGUGGAGACAGCUCUGAUGAAGAGAUCUGUGCCAAAGAGGCGAACCCUCCAACAGCUGCUGCUUUUCAACCCUGCGCUUACAAUCAGUUCCAGUGUCUGUCCCGCUUCACCAAAGUUUACACCUGCCUCCCCGAGUCUCUGAAAUGUGAUGGGAACAUUGACUGCCUUGACCUGGGAGACGAGAUAGACUGCGAUGUGCCAACUUGUGGACAGUGGUUAAAGUAUUUUUAUGGAACUUUUAAUUCUCCUAAUUACCCAGACUUUUAUCCUCCUGGAAGCAAUUGCACCUGGUUAAUAGACACUGGUGAUCAUCGCAAAGUCAUUUUACGCUUCACUGACUUUAAACUGGAUGGCACUGGUUAUGGUGAUUACGUCAAGAUUUAUGAUGGGUUAGAGGAGAAUCCACACAAGCUUUUGCGUGUACUAACUGCCUUUGAUUCUCAUGCACCCCUUACAGUUGUUUCUUCUUCUGGACAGAUAAGGGUGCAUUUUUGUGCUGAUAAAGUGAAUGCUGCAAGAGGAUUUAAUGCUACUUAUCAAGUAGAUGGCUUUUGUUUGCCAUGGGAGAUACCCUGCGGAGGUAACUGGGGGUGUUACACUGAGCAGCAACGAUGUGAUGGCUAUUGGCAUUGCCCAAAUGGAAGAGAUGAGAUCAACUGUACCAUGUGCCAGAAAGAAGAAUUUCCAUGUUCUCGAAAUGGAGUCUGUUAUCCCCGUUCUGAUCGCUGCAACUACCAAAACCAUUGUCCAAAUGGCUCAGAUGAAAAAAACUGCUUUUUUUGCCAGCCAGGAAAUUUUCAUUGUAAAAACAAUCGCUGUGUAUUUGAGAGCUGGGUGUGUGAUUCUCAGGAUGACUGUGGGGAUGGCAGCGAUGAGGAAAACUGCCCGGUAAUUGUGCCAACCAGGGUCAUAACCGCAGCCGUCAUAGGGAGCCUUAUCUGUGGCCUGUUGCUCGUCAUUGCUUUGGGAUGUACUUGUAAGCUUUAUUCUCUGAGAAUGUUUGAACGAAGAUCAUUUGAAACACAGUUGUCAAGAGUGGAAGCAGAAUUGUUGAGAAGAGAAGCUCCUCCUUCCUAUGGGCAGUUGAUUGCUCAGGGUUUAAUUCCACCAGUGGAAGAUUUUCCUGUUUGUUCACCUAAUCAGGCAUCUGUGCUGGAAAAUCUGAGGCUUGCCGUACGAUCUCAGCUUGGAUUUACUUCGAUCAGGCUUCCUAUGGCAGGCAGGUCCAGCAACAUUUGGAAUCGGAUUUUUAAUUUUGCAAGAUCUCGUCAUUCAGGGUCACUGGCUUUGGUCUCGGCAGAUGGAGAUGAGGUUGUCACUAGUCAGAGUACCAGCAGAGAAACUGAAAGAAAUCACACACACAGAAGUUUGUUUUCUGUGGAGUCUGACGACACCGAUGCAGAGAAUGAGAGAAGAGAUACAGCGGGAGCAUCUGGCGGGGUUGCAGCUCCUUUGCCGCAGAAAGUCCCUCCCACAACAGCAGUAGAAGCAACAGUGGGAGCAUGUGGAAAUUCAUCAGCUCAGAGUGCCCGAGGUGGCCAUCCAGAAAACGGAAGGGAUGUGGCAAGUGUGGAACCACCAAGUGUGAGUCCAGCACGUCACCAGCUUAGCAGUGCGCUAAGUCGUGUGACUCAGGGCCUGCGUUGGGUACGAUUUACAUUAGGGCGAUCAAGUUCCAUUAAUCAAAACCAGAGUCCUUUGAGACAACUUGAUAAUGGGGUCAAUGGAAGAGAAGAAGAUGAUGAUGUUGAGAUGCUGAUUCCCGUUUCUGAUGGAGCUUCAGACAUUGAUGGGAAUGACUGCUCCAGACCUCUUCUUGAUCUUGCCUCAGAUCAAGGACCAGGGCUUAGACAACCAUAUAGUGCAACAAACCCUGGUAGUGUGAGGCCCAGCAGUCGAGACGGCCCCUGUGAGCGCUGUGGAAUUGUCCACACUGCCCAGAUUCCAGACACUUGCUUAGAAGCAACACUGAAAAAUGAAACGAGUGAUGACGAGGCUUUGUUACUUUGUUAGGUACGAAUCACAUAAGGGAGAUUGUAUUCAAGUUGGAGCAAUAUCCAUUCAUUAUUUUGUAACUUUACAGUUGUACUAGUUUUAGUUUAAAAAGAAAAAACAAAUGCAGGGUGAUUUCUUAUUUAUAUGUUAGCCUGCAUGGUUAAAUUAAACAACUCAUAACUCAGAGUUUAGAGUUUCCUGUUUUUAGCAGCUACAAAUAUAUUAUGUAUUCAUUUUGUUCCAUAAUAUUCUUCCAGUGGCUUUCCAUUGUUUUUAUCCUGGUACUGUAGUUCACUGUAAAAAUGUGGCUGCUAACCUCAUUUAUUUGACUGUUGUUUUGUCUUCAUGUGUUAGAAAGUUUGUACAAAAUAAUGUCUUCUUUUAAUUGAACGUUUUAUGCUUUUGCCAACACAUAACUUAUGCUACAUAUAAAGGUUGUUAGUGUGCAAAAAAAGCAAACCCUUAUACUCACCUAUGUUUUUAUUUCAAACAUUUGUCUGUUACUGGAUUUCACCAUAAUAUGAGCUUUUCAACAGGAAAAAAAAUUUGUCUCUUAUGUUUGGAGACAAAUGUCUCCAAAUUUGUCUCUUAUGUUUAACAUGCAGUGAUGUGAAAUUUAGGUGAAGCUAGAUAAAUUACUGCAAAAACAAAGCUCUUUUAUAGAUUUUCUAAUGUUGACUUUAAUACUAAAACAUGGUACAAACCAAAUGGUAAAAUUCUAACUCAUUUUUUUUUCAUCUGU
Molecule: messenger RNA, 3452 nt
Organism: Ochotona curzoniae (black-lipped pika)
Lineage: Eukaryota; Metazoa; Chordata; Mammalia; Lagomorpha; Ochotonidae
Gene: LRP12
Product: LDL receptor related protein 12
Exons: 7
Coding region: 146-2728 (860 amino acids)
Biological process (GO): cilium assembly
Cellular component (GO): cilium; microtubule
Molecular function (GO): microtubule binding
Source: RefSeq, a predicted model, not a curated record